Messenger RNA from Thamnophis elegans (Western terrestrial garter snake), 2001 nucleotides. RefSeq lists its product as uncharacterized. The record is from RefSeq and is a predicted model, not a curated record. The coding region runs from base 129 to 1931 and encodes 600 amino acids. NCBI's taxonomy places the organism in Eukaryota, Metazoa, Chordata, Lepidosauria, Squamata, Natricidae. The transcript has 7 exons.
UGAAGAUCUGCUGACUCUGCCUGCCUGCUGAAUUUUGGCCUGAAUGCCUGCCACAUAUUACAGAAGAAAGAGAAGAACAAUCAAUAGAGGAGAACAUUCCUUUGUCACCCUCUGGAUUAGGAACAAAUAUGAAGACUCAGAUUGUAAAUGACAGAUCAAUCACUCCUGGAAUUGGAAAAAUACAGAAAAACAUGGAAAAAUCCUUUGAAGAUCUGAAAGUAGAUUCUUCAACAAUUGAGAUGCAAUACCAGGAUUCUAGUGAGGCAGAAAUUACGGAUCCAAACUCAUUUCUGGAAUAUUCAGAAGGCAUUGGGAAGUGUGAAAAAAAUAGAGAAAGUCUUGCCAUGAGCCCUACCAAACUGCUGGGAAGAGUCAGCUUUGAUCAGCAUAAUCUCUUAUCUCCUGAUCAGUGGAAAAUAGGAAAACAUCUUGGAAAAUGCUUGCAAUUAGAAAGGAAGGUUAUGUUCCCAGAUGAUAAAAGUACAAAUUGUUUUAUUUCCAAUGGUGUUGUAAAAUGUCAGCGUAAUAAAUAUGAACCAAGGCCAGAAAGCCGAAAAGAAAGUAACUCUGAUUAUGAUGAUGAAGAGAUGGUAAGUGAAAAGGAAUCUGAACUACCAUUUAAUUGGUCCAAAUAUUCACAGCAGUGGCAUGGACAACUAAGUGAAGUUAAGGCAAAAGUGAAUGAAAAAAAUGACUCUUCUUCUUCUUCUGGUUCCAAAGAACAUUCUAGCAUGUUUUUCAGUGGAUCAACCAUUUCUAAGAUUCCGAUAUGGCUUAUGGAAGGUUUAGAUGAUGAUGUAUCACAGGUAGCAGGAAAGUCAAGGAAUUCUCUAGAUGUUUCUGACUUUCAGAACACAGAAUUGAAACAGCCAGAGAAUCAUAGUUCCAAAUUCAAGAUUAUUCAAUGUACACAAAGGAUUGGGCAGUGCAAAAAUAAAUGUAAUGUUGAAGCAGAUGAAUGUUCAGACCCCAAAUUAGGAAGGAACCCUGAGUUUAAGAAGAUCAAUGAUCAAAUAAAAAAUGUUACAAUUGAACCAGAGAAAAAUCAAGAGAUGACACCUGUUAAAUCACAAAUGAAGCACCACAACAGUGCAAACACUGGAAAGAGAUUGAAUGGAAAAUCCUCAUCAAAUGAUUCAUUCUGCAUAUCUACUGACAACAAUUUGCCUUGUACUUCCUAUCUCACAAGGUAUGGGCUCCAUAGAGCAUCCAGCAGAAACAAGGAUGCGGAAUUCUCUGAUGCCGAUUAUGCCACAGAUGAGCCCAGUGAAGCUGAAGAUUAUGUUUUAAAAACCUAUGGAAAAUCUUUUCCCAAGAAACUCUGUGCUCAGGAACCCAUGAGCCAAAAGGAAACCCCACAGACCCCAAGCAGCAGCAGUAGUAGCAGCAAUGAAUCCAGUCUCAGAGAUGGCUGCUUGAAAUAUGAAAAGCCUUUCUCUUCCCAUCUGGCAUCUCCUUUUCAUCCCCUGGAAGCCACAAGAAAUCAACGAGAGCCUGAAAUACUGAUCAAGAGUAUUGCAAGCAAUUAUGGUGGAGAACUAAGUUGGAAAGCUCCUUCUCUGAGAAAUGACCUUGUGGCUCGCCUCUUCCCUGUUUUCAAGAGCAAAGCAAAUCCAGAACAUAGGAAAGGCACUCAAGAGCAAGCUCCAAAGAAGCAGAUGGGCAAGACAGAAGAACACAAAUGGGAGGAUCCUGUCAGCCACAGAGAAACCUCUCUGUUAGCUCAAAUGAAAGACGAGCAAGCAAAAGCAAUGGAUUUUCUCAGAAAACAAAUUAUCCAGUAUGAUGCUGUCCAGGCUCAGUCAUCACAUCUCCUGGACGAAUGUAAGAGUCAAGUAACUUUGAAACUUGACAGAGAAAAACCAGAAUGUCAGAUGCCUGUGCCAGCUAUUAAAAAAGAGGAAGAGUCUGAACAAAUAAGAGAAAAAUGAUUACAACAAAGCAGCAAAUGUUGCAUCUCUUUCUGAUUCAUUACCCAUAAAGAGUGGUCUGAAUUCUUUG